CAGGAAGGAAAAGGGGUGGGCUGCCUAAAAGGGUUCGAACAACAAUAGCAGCUCUUGGCUUAACAUUUGUCAGAGAUCUAAAAACAGGCAGAAAUAAAAACCUUAGUCCUGGAUUUAUAUUAAAGACAUGUGGUUCUGAAAGAAACCUGAAAGAAGUUUCGGAUUUUAGAAGAGAGGUAUCCUGAGAUAUCUGACAGACUUCGCCUUCCAUCACUGUCAUUGUUUUGCUUGGUCACUGAAUUUGAACUUCAGACCGAUCCUGAUUGAGGAAAUCCGCCAGAGACUGAAUGGUUUGCUCGCACGCAUUCUUGACCAGCGCUGGCCCAUGAGUGUCAGAGGCUCAGACGCAGGCCCGAGUGGAUCUCAUGAACUUUGGGGAAAAAUCUGUUUUAGACGAAUAUAGCCAACGCAUGGGGAGCCUACAUUUCCAAUCUUUUUCAAAUCCUUUGGAUUAUCUUUUCAAGCGUCUCUUCAAAUUGAAGUUCUAUUUAUUAACGAAAAUCAUCUAAUAACCUGAUAAAUCAAAAAUGCUGAAGCCUGAAGCUGUUUCUGUAGCCAUCUGGGUAGCAUGUGGAGUUAUGGGUGUGUUGCUGGCGGAAACUCAGCAAUGUAGCAUUAGCGACCUCAAGGACAUCGAAAUCCUCACUGAUUCUAUUGAGUUUGCAUUGAACAUCUCAGAUGUGGAAUGUCAAUUUGGAGUGAAUGUUUCAGAAAGGCCCGAGAACUCGACACACUGUGAUCAAGAUCAAGAAAUGACCAAAUGUAAACUUGUGAAUUUGGAACCAGGAACAUGGUACCACCUGACUAUUACAACACAGACAGAUCAAUACAACGUUUCCCUGGCAACAAGACCUUCAGUGGUGCAGAGUGUUCAGGUGGUUAGAGACGUUGAAAGCCUGAGCAUGUCCUGGAAGCCCGGCCCAGGGAGAGCAGAGCAAUUCCGGAUUCUGCUCAGAGACAGCGAUCAGAAUCUUAGCUCCACCUGGAACGUCACGUUGGACAACACUACAACAUCGUACACGAUGGACGGCCUGACUCCUGGUCGCGUCUACAACGUGAGCAUCAUCACCGAGGCGGCAGGGAGACAAAACGCCAUGUGGCUGCAGGAACAAACAGAACCGAGCAUGGUCCUCAAUCCACGUAUGGAGAGCAAGGGCAGUCAGACGAGCCUCCGGGUCUCUUGGGAUCGAGCUCCCGGUCAUGUGGACUCUUACCUGGUCCAGCUACAGUCUAAUGAUUCAGCUGUAAAUCAAACUCUGGCCUCGAACACCACACAGGCUCAGUUCGACCAUCUGACUCCUGGGAGCAGCUACCAGGCCAGGAUCUACACCAGGAGUGGUGAUCUCAGCAAUCACGUCAAUGUGACUGCCACAACAGCUCCAGGCGAAGUCUCUCAGCUAAAGAUGGAGAAACCUGCUGAGUACGGCGAGGUGGUGAUUAGCUGGCUGCCCCCUGUAGGACACUGGGAGCAGUACAGCGUGGCGCUCCACAACGGCAGCCAGACACUGUUUAACACAUCCCUGGGUAAAACUGAAAGACGGUUCAGGUUCCCGGGGUUAAAACUUCAUCCUGGCAGAGUUUAUAAAGCAGCAGUGAGUGUGGAGAACAUGGGGCAGACCAGCACCGUCUACUGCCCCGCAGAAAUAGGUCCACCACCUGUGUCACAGCUACACAUCCGUCAUGCAGACGAGACGUCCCUCAGUGCCUUAUGGACCCACAGCUUUGGCUCGGGGUCUCGUGACGGCUACACCGUCAACCUUUACUAUGACACCGGUUCCUCCCCCAUUCAGUCAAGAAAGCUAUCCCGGGACAUGAGAGAGUGCACAUUUAACGUGCUCAUGCCUGGUCGACUGUAUAAAAUAGUGGUGAUGACCACGAGUGGAGAUCUCAGCAGUUCAGCUGAAGUGACAGGAAGAACAUUACCUCAUGAAGUCACCUCUCUGAAGAUGAACAAUAUGAGAACCACAGACUCUCUCAAUGCCACCUGGGACAAGCCUCAGGGAGACCUCGACUCCUAUGAAGUGCUGCUGAUAUACAAUGAAGAGCCUGUGUAUAACCUCAGCGUCCCAGCUAACACCACCACAAUCCACUUCCCGCGUCUCAAACCUGGGGCGCUGUAUAAACUGCUGAUUAGCACGAUCAGCGGUGAGCAAAGAUCCAAGCAGAUGGAGGCCACAUGUUACACAGUACCAGCAGCUGUGGCUGAAGUCAGAGUCACGAAUGAUGGACGUUCAGAUUUCCUCAACGUCUCAUGGAAAGCUGCACCAGGAGAUGUGGGCAACUAUCAGGUCAGCCUGAAAUAUCGUGAGAAGACAAUGUACACGCUCAGUGGGACUAAACUGAGCUCUGAAUUCAGCAGUCUCGUGCCUGGACGACUGUACACCAUCUCCAUUAGCACCUGCAACGGCAAUUUCAAGAACACCACCGUGGUCCAAGGAAGAACGCAACCAGCUGCAGUGCAGAACACCAAUGUCAUCAAUUUAGGCCAGGAAACUAUCCUGAAGGUCUACUGGAACCAUGCGGCUGGAGAUUAUGAUCAUUAUAACGUUGAAAUCCUGCACAACAACACAAUCCUUCAGAACCAGACGGUGGAGAGAGGCAGGAACGAGUGUGUGUUUAGUGAUCUGGUGCCCGGGCGACUUUACAUGGUCACUGUCAGCACCUGGAGUGGAGAGUACGAGUCCAGGAUUUCCACUGAAGGCCACACACACCCUGCUGCAGUACCUUUGCUGACUCUGUCUCAGAAAGGAACCACUCACCUGUGUGUGAGCUGGACCUCUGCACCAGGAGACGUGGAGCGAUACGAGCCCCAGAUCCUGUACAACGACACCAAAGUUUUCCCAGCAGCCAGACUUAAGAACACGGCACGAGAGCACUGCUUCUCUCCUCUCAACCCAGGAUUUCUUUACAAGAUAGUCGUCUCCACCGUCAGCGGGUUGUUCCAUGACAAGGGCAUAGAGGGCCGCACCGCACCCAGCCAGGUUAAGAACCUCCAGCUAGUCCCUGGGACCCUCAGUGGCAGUCUCAGGGCGUCCUGGAGCGCUGGCCCAGGAGACGUGGACUUUUAUUCGGUCUUCCUGUCCCAAAACAAUCAUUUAGAGAAGUACAAACGUGUCCCUAAGCAGGGGAACAUGACAUCCUUUGAAGAUCUCGUACCCGGGCAGUUGUACACGGUUAAAGUACAGGCAGUGAGUGGAGAGCUGACUAACGACAGCUGGGUCAGCGGACGCACAGUCCCUCCACCGGUGAAGGGCCUCCAGGUCGGCCGAGAGCAGACCACACACAGCCUGUCUGUUAACUGGGAUGCGCCAGUGGGUGUGUACGAUGGCUACAGCGUCCAGCUUUUGGAUGAAAAUAAAGCCCUGGUUGGCAACGUUUCACUGCCUGCAGGCGUCACACAUCACCUGUUUGAAGAUCUGGUCCCGGGAGGAACUUACACAGUGCACCUUAAGACCUUCAGCGACACCUCUUAUUACAGCAAGGGUGUCAUCGCAGAAGGCCACACAUUACCAGCGGCGGUAAAAGCUCUCCAUUUGACUUUCAAAGACACCACUGAGCUUGUGUUCGGCUGGAACGUGUCUGAAGGCAAGGUGGACUCCUAUGACCUCCGGUUAUACACCCAGGAAACAACACCUGUACAUCUCGAGAAACACAAGAUGGUGGGUGAAAACGAGACGAGCUGCGCUUUCCCUCACCUGCUUCCUGGGGAACUCUACAAGCUGGUGGUGAUAAGCAGGAGGAAAGGAAUGAGCAGCGAGUCCUCUCUGCUGGGGCGCACAGUUCCUGCCCAGGUUCGAGACUUGCGGAUUGAUCACGAGGGUCACACAGACACUCUGUUGCUGAACUGGAGACGAGGUCCUGGGAAACUGAGCGGCUACAGGGUUUCUCUGGAGGACUCUGGUCAGCCGGGGCAGAAGCAGAGCAGAGAUCAGCCGGAGCAGAGACUCGGACCCGAACACACUUACACCAUGUUUACAAACCUCCGGCCUGGUCGCUUGUACACUGCUGUGGUGCGCAGCCUGAGCGGAGACCUGGCGAACAGCGUCUCUGAAGUGGGCCGUACAGUUCCUGAGCCGCCCACGUCUCUGAGCAUUAUAGAUUGGCAGAAUGGCACGGUGGAGGUGAUGUGGGAAGCUCCUGCGAAUGGGGACUUUAAUGAGUUUAAGGUGAACUGGGUGCCACGAGACGCCCUGAACAUGUCCACACUAAACCAGAUGCGACGCAUCAUUUCUGGUCUGGUCCCCGGCCGGCUGUAUAACAUCAGUCUGUCCACUGUGUGCGGGGGACCAUCAGCGCCUGUUACCAUCAGCUCAGCUAUUCACCACCCCAUCCGCACAGCUCCAGGACCAGUCCGGAACUUCCACUGCCAUCCCCACAGCUCGAAGUCUCUCUCGUGCUCCUGGAAUCCUCCAGCGUCUGAUUACAGUGCUUAUUACAUAGCCUGCAGGAGGCACGGCUCCAAAGACCCCGUGUACAAUUACACACUGAGCGCUCAGACCCUGAAUCAGCACUUUGACAAUCUCGAACCCUUCAGGAACUACACCAUCUCGGUUACGGUCAUCUCCGGAGACAAGAGAGGAGCGACUGUGCAGUACAGCACCUUCACCAUGAUCGACCGGCCGCCGGUGCCUCCACCCACAGUACGCAUCAGUGAGAAAGCAGCCCACAUCACCCCCUCCACCAUUUUCUUCAAGUUCAACUGUAGCUGGUUUAGCAACACCAACGGGGACAUUCGCUACUUUGCCAUCAUUGUAGCCGAGGCUGAUGGUACGGAGGCCGUGUUACCAGAACACAAGCAUCCUCUGCCGUCUUACCAGGAUUACAAGCUCAACAACUCCGUAGUGGCUUACCAGACCAAGCCAUUUCCGAGCCAGUGUGGCGACGAUCCAGCCACCCGCUCACCGUUUGAGAUCAACCUCGGAGCCGGGAUGCACAAUCUGGGAGGAGCUUGUGAGCAAGACGUGGAGCACAAACAGCAGGGGAGCUAUUUCUGUGAUGGACCCUUAAAAUCCAGAACAGCCUAUAGGCUAAGCGUCCGGGCCUUCACUCGGCUCCCCGAUGACGAGAACAAGGAAAUGUCUCAUCAUCCUUUGUUCAGCGACACCUACCUCUCACUCCCACUAUGGACACAAGCAGAGCCACUAGGAGGCGUCGUGGAGGGCAUCAGCGCCGGCCUGUUUCUCAUCGGGAUGAUGAUCGCUAUAACCGCCUUACUGAUCUACAGGCAGAGGGUCCGCAAAGUAGCGGUGCAGGAGAGCCCUCUGGUGAGGAUGAAUAUGUGGAAGGAGGUCCCCACCUCAGGGAUGUACAUGGGGGUCAGGAGCAACCGGCGCCUAUCCAGCCCUGUCAAAGCAGCAUACUUCGAAGCUCAUCUCGGGAAACUCCAAGCCGACUCCAAUUACCUCCUCUCGGAGGAGUUUGAGGAUCUCAAGGAUGUGGGACGGAAUCAAGGGAUGGAUGCUGCACGCUUGCCCGAGAACCGCUGCAAGAACCGAUACAACAACAUCCUGCCGUAUGACGCGACCCGUGUGAAGCUCUCGUGCUUAGAGGACGACCCGUGCUCGGACUACAUCAACGCCAGCUUCAUCCCAGGCAAUAAUUUCAGGCGGGAGUACAUCGCCACGCAGGGGCCGCUCCCAGGCACCAAGGACGAUUUCUGGCGCAUGGUGUGGGAGCAAAAUGUGCACAACAUCGUCAUGGUGACGCAGUGUGUGGAGAAGGGCAGGUUGAAGUGCGAUCAGUACUGGCCUACAGACAGGGAGCCACUGUACUACGGUGACCUCGUGGUGCACAUGCUCUCUGAGUCCGUCUUGUCAGAGUGGACAAUCCGCGAGUUCAAGAUAUUCUGUGAAGGCCAGCUGAGUUACCCGAGGAUUGUGCGUCACUUCCAUUACACGGUGUGGCCGGAUCACGGAGUGCCCGAGACCACCCAGUCGCUCGUUCAGUUCGUGAGAACUGUGAGAGAUUACAUCGACAGAGUGUCAAACUCAGGCCCUACUGUGGUCCACUGCAGUGCUGGCGUGGGUCGUACAGGCACUUUCAUCGUGCUGGAUCGCGCGUUACAGCAGGUGGACAACCGCGGCACCGUGGACAUUUACGGCUGUGUGUUCGAUCUGCGGCUGCACCGCUCGCACCUGGUGCAGACCGAGAACCAGUACGUCUACCUCCAUCACUGUGUGCGUGACGUUCUGAGAGCCAGGAAGCUCCGCUGUGAACAGGAGAACCCGCUUUACCCCAUAUACGAGAACUUCAACCCUGGCUACUAUCGAGAUUUUGUCUACACUGGACAAUGAAGCCUGCGGACCUCCAAACAAAUCACUGAAGAAGAUGACUGGAAUUGCUUUUCAACAUAAAAUCUAACGUUAAUAACUGGUGCACUUCACUGCAAAGAAAAAAAAAAAUCUCUGCAAGAGAAAAAUUUGAAUGCAUAUGCAAAUAAUUGCUUUCAUUUAUUUAAAUCUUGCACUUUCUUAUUCGAUUGACAGACAAUGUUGUUGCUAGAAGUUAAUGCCAAAAUUAGAAAACAAUGAAUGAAACUGAAUUUCAAAAAACUUAAACAAGUUAUAUAAUCUAUUCUUUGGUUAAUAUAACAAAUAUAGGAGUUAAUAAACAUUGGAAAUUGGAUUUUUUUUGUUUGCAGUGGACAGGAAUAUAGCAUUUAUUUUUAUACAACCUCCUCAGGACAUAUUUAAAGUGUUAACAUUUAGUGUUUAUGGAUAUUUAUAUCCUUUAUAAGUGUUAUCCUUUGGUCAGUAUAGACUCUAAUGCUUUCUAUCAUACAUUUGCAUGUUAUCACCUCCCUUGCUUAAUUGUUAAUUAGGAAUCACACUUUAAUGUCUAGCAGCCCGAACUAAAUGACCAAGCUAAAAGAAAAUGGAAUUAUUUUAGCGUGCAAACUGAAUUAAGGAAUUGCCGAGGCGACCUGUACAGUAUAUAACCCUGAAGCUGUGUGCAUUUCAGACCACGUAACUUCAUCCAGCUUUUCUGUGCACACUCUCUCACACACACCUGUGCAUCUUGAUGAACAGCUAUAUAGGGAAAAAAUGCUAGAAAAUGGCUGCUCUUGUUUGUUCCUUUUCAUUUCUCUUGCCAAAUUUGCAUUCAUCAUGGGACAUUUACAGAAGGUUAAACUGCCACCAUCAUUUCCAGAGGAACCAUGCAUAGUAACACACUUUUGCAUAUUCAUUGUAUUUUACUUUAUGCUGUAUUAGGUCCUGCUCAGUAAGAAAACUGUUCACCCAUGACCUCUCACAGAGCUGUCUUUAGUUUCAGUUGUUUGGGAAGCUUUAAUCGUUCUGACACCGCACAUGCACCAGCAUAGAAAACACAACAAGGGCAAAACAGACAUGACGUUUUUACCCCAAUUUAACAUACGCCAUAAGAAAUAUAAACCAAAUAUCAAGAUUAAAGCACUUAAAUAAAGCAAUUUAUUAGAUUUCAUUUUUAUUAAAUUUUUUUAGAUGUUCAAUGCUUUAAAUAAGCACUUCUAUUAGACCUCAAAACUGGGACAUGGAAUAUUCUUUUUUUAAAUUCUUGCACUGAAGAAAAAAAUUUAUUUAGUUUUCGUUGUUAGUCCUGGGCAAAAGCCUCAUUUAUUUCUUUAUUUUAAAUUAAUACAAUUCAUUUUAUUAUAUGAGAAAAUUGAGAAAAUAAAAGGCGAAAAAAUCGACAUAAAAAAUAUAAGAACGUCUGGCUCUUUGGACACAAAAUAUAAAGAAAUGAGGGGGACACAAGACUUUUGCACAGUACUGAAUAAGAUUCAAAGAAACUGUGGGAGAUAAGUGCACUUGUACUCUAAUGCCCUCUAACGCUGCAUGUGUAGCUGUUCAAAAAGAUGUAAUUGUCAUGUGUCUUGGAGAAAGGACAUGUUAUAGUCUUCAAAUUUAAAUUUUCUGUGGAAUUUCAUUUGUAUAAAAA
This is a messenger RNA of Clarias gariepinus (North African catfish), 7917 nucleotides long. It is a transcript of the gene ptprb, whose product is annotated as protein tyrosine phosphatase receptor type b. NCBI's taxonomy places the organism in Eukaryota, Metazoa, Chordata, Actinopteri, Siluriformes, Clariidae. Gene Ontology annotation, molecular function: cadherin binding; protein tyrosine phosphatase activity. The coding region runs from base 528 to 6293 and encodes 1921 amino acids. Gene Ontology annotation, biological process: protein dephosphorylation; angiogenesis. The record is from RefSeq and is a predicted model, not a curated record. The transcript is spliced from 31 exons.